Messenger RNA from Ylistrum balloti, 747 nucleotides. RefSeq lists its product as uncharacterized. Gene Ontology annotation, molecular function: nucleic acid binding. Gene Ontology annotation, biological process: DNA integration. The transcript has a single exon. Bases 1 to 747 code for a protein of 248 amino acids. The record is from RefSeq and is a predicted model, not a curated record. Lineage: Eukaryota; Metazoa; Mollusca; Bivalvia; Pectinida; Pectinidae.
AUGGUUAUUGAGGUAGCCCAUGAGGGACACCCAGGGAUUGUUUGUAUGAAACGCCGUCUAUGGAUUGAAGUAUGGUGGCCUGGAAUAGACAGAGACGCAGAACGAUUUUGUAAAACAUGUCAUGCGUGUCAGUUAGUAAACCAACCUCAGGCACCAGAACCAACAAAACCAACUGAACUACCAACGGGUCCAUGGCAACAUGUUUCAGCCGAUCUCAUGUGUUUGCCAUCUGGUGACUAUCUUUUUGUAGUCGUGGAUUAUUUUAGUAGAUACUUUGAGGUCGACACAAUGCGGAGUACUACCACUGAGCGGAUCAUCAAAAGCUUGAGAAAAAUAUUUCUCACACACGGAUUACCGUUAGGUAUCACAACUGACAACGGUCCUCAGUUUAUUGCAGACUCAUUCGCCUAUUUCCUUGCUGAACAAGGAAUAGAACAUAGACGCGUGACACCUCUUUGGCCUCAAGCCAAUGGGGAAGUGGAGAGGCAGAACAAGUCGCUCCUUAAACGUGUUAGAAUCGCUCAAAUUGAAAAGAAAAACUGGAAGGAGGAAAUUGAAAAUUAUUUAAUGAGUUAUCGCACAACUCCUCACACAGUGACAGGUGUGAGCCCCGCAGAACUUCUCUUCAAACGUAAAUUAAGAACACGGUUACCCGCCAUUGAGGAUUAUUCCGGAGACAUCUGCGAUCGAGACAAUGAACAAAAGGGAAAAGACCAAGAUAUAUGCGGACAAAUCCAGAAAUGCUAA